Molecule: messenger RNA, 1358 nt
Organism: Perognathus longimembris pacificus (Pacific pocket mouse)
Lineage: Eukaryota; Metazoa; Chordata; Mammalia; Rodentia; Heteromyidae
Gene: Lrrc61
Product: leucine rich repeat containing 61
Exons: 3
Coding region: 345-1127 (260 amino acids)
Biological process (GO): outer dynein arm assembly
Cellular component (GO): cytoplasm
Molecular function (GO): protein binding
Source: RefSeq, a predicted model, not a curated record
CGGCGGCGGUUGGUUACCUCGGGGCGGUUCGCGACCCGUGGAGCUUCGCGUGGGGUCUUGGAGGGUGCCCGGCCCCACCCCACGCCCCCCACGUGGCCUCGGUGAUACAACCUGUGGUACCGGGAGGCUACUGCUCCUGGAAGCUUGGACCGACAGUCUUGCUUGCAUUCUCUUCAGUCACAAAAUAAGAGCGGAGGGUCCUUGAGCCCCGGACAGGGCAUCAGAACCGGGCCUCCCAGCCCUGGGCCGAGGAGAGGUGAAGGAGGAGCAGCCAUCUGAUCGCUACUGGGCCCCAGGUUCCUGUGGCGGCAGCGCCAGGGCCCAGGCCGCCGGUCACUCCCCGAAUGAUGGAGCCUCCCCGGGAGAAGCCGGGAGAGGCCGAGGGCCCGCGCAUCACACCCCAGCUGCUGAAGUCGCGCACGGGCGAAUUCGCCCUGGAGUCCAUUCUGUUGCUGAAGCUGCGAGACUUGGGGCUGGCGGACCUGGGCUGCCUGGGGGAGUGCCUGGCCCUCGAGUGGCUGGACCUGUCGGGCAACGCCCUCACCCAGCUGGGGCCUCUGGCCUCCUUGCGCCAGCUGGCCGUGCUCAACGUCUCCAACAACCGGCUGACGGGCCUGGAGCCGCUGGCGUCCUGCGAGAGCCUGCAGAGUCUCAACGCGGCAGGCAACCUGCUGGCCGCGCCGGGCCAGCUGCAGUGUCUGGCGGGGCUCCCGGGCCUCCAGCACCUGCGGCUCCAGGACCCGCUGGCGCGGCUCAGCAACCCGCUGUGUGCCAGCCCCUCCUACGGCGCCGCGGUCCGGGAGCUGCUGCCCGGCCUGCGGGUCAUCGACGGGGAGCGCGUGAGCGGGCGCGGCAGUGAGCUUUACCAGCUGUGCCGAGACCUGGACCGCUCCCUGCGCCCCAGCUCCGGCCCGCGCCCCCGAGCCGCGGAGGCCCAGCCCUGGGUGGAGCCCGGCUACUGGGACAGCCGGCCCACCCGGAGCAGCUCCAUCCUGGAGGAGGCCUGCCGGCAGUUCCGGGACACGCUGCAGGACUGCCUCGAGCUGGACCGCCAGGCCAGCGACCGCCUGGCCCGCGCCCAGCAGACCCUCAGCCCCGCGGGCGCCGCCGCCUCCUUUGUCUUCUGAGUGCAGUGCGCGCCAGGCCCGGGGGGGGGGGGGGCCCCCCCACCCCACCCCCCGGCGCUCCUCGCCGGUGCCGGGCCAGCCCCGCACACUCGCCGCUCACCUCGCCCCGUCCUGACUGCAGCCCUCUUUGCCACCCCUCGAGGACGCUGCCUCCUGCUCCAUGCAGGUGGGGGUGCAGCCGAACCCCGAUUCGCAGCCGCUCCGUGGCCAGCUUGCUUCUCACCUGCUCUU